This is a messenger RNA of Aspergillus tanneri, 1149 nucleotides long. RefSeq names its product threonine/serine dehydratase. NCBI's taxonomy places the organism in Eukaryota, Fungi, Ascomycota, Eurotiomycetes, Eurotiales, Aspergillaceae. Gene Ontology annotation, molecular function: L-serine ammonia-lyase activity; serine racemase activity; D-serine ammonia-lyase activity. Gene Ontology annotation, biological process: D-serine biosynthetic process; pyruvate biosynthetic process; L-serine metabolic process. Bases 1 to 1149 code for a protein of 382 amino acids. The record is from RefSeq and is a predicted model, not a curated record. The transcript is spliced from 2 exons.
AUGUCCGACUCCAAGACCACAGCCCAAUCCCUCACCCCGGCUGCAAUCCACUCUGCCUACACGCUCAUCAAGCCGUACAUACACCGCACGCCCCUCCUAACUAACCAAACACUCAACGCCAUCGCCUCGACACCGCAAACGCCCUCCUCGCUCGCCGGCACCGAAUUCGAAAACCAGGCCCCCGCAAACCCUACCUUCCGGUUCUUCUUCAAAUGCGAGAAUUACCAGCGCAUUGGGGCGUUCAAGGCGCGGGGCGGCUUUCACGCUUUACUGCGGCUUAUCGCCGAGCGGGGUAGGGAUGAGGUACAGCGGAGGGGGGUGGUUACGCAUAGUUCGGGGAAUCAUGCGCAGGCUCUAGCGCUAGCAGCGUCGACGUUGAAUAUCCCAGCUUACAUUGUCAUGCCGAGAAUUAGCACACCGUCAAAGAUAGAGGGCACAAAAUCAUAUGGAGCAGAGGUGAUUUUCAGUGGAUCGACAAGUACGGAGCGCGAGGCAUUGGUGGCUGAGGUGCAGGCGAGAACGGAUGCAAUCUUAGUGCCUCCGUACGAUGAUUUCAAUAUCAUUUGCGGACAAGGCACGACGGGUCUCGAACUGCAGGAACAAUAUCUGGAUGCUGUGCUAGAGAAUCCGCAGUUAAGUGUGCAUUUGCAUCAGGGUGCUUUGGAAGAGAGACAUCUCGAUGCGGUGAUCACUCCCAUUGGAGGCGGCGGGCUCAAUUCCGGCGUGGCGACGUUUUUCUCCGAUAAACCAACGAAGGUGUUCGGUGCGGAGCCAAGCUUUGAGGGUGCGGACGAUUGUCGUCGAGGGCUGCAGGCUGGAGAGCGCGUUCUGGCAGUCAAGACGUUGACGAUUGCGGAUGGGUUACGCACGCCGGUGGGGGUGCUUAAUUGGGAGGUGAUUUCGAACCAGGACAAGGUUGCGGGCGUGUUUUCUGUCACGGAAACGCAGAUCAAGGAUGCGAUGCGGUUGGUGUUGGAGAGGAUGAAGGUGGUGGUUGAACCGAGUGCAGUGGUCGGCCUGGCGGUUUGUUUGUUUAACGAGGAUUUCCGUCGUCUGGUUGAGAAGGAGGCGCCGCAGGGGUGGGAUGUAGGUGUUGUGUUCAGUGGCGGUAAUACAACGGUGGAGGCCAUUGGGAAGCUGUUUGGAUGA